AUGGUAUCACAAUUAUUUGAAUUACCGGAACUUCAAAUAUUCAUACCUAAUGAAAAUCAUUCCACGUUAAAGCAACUGUUUAAAAAUACUGUUACAAUAGAUACCAUGAAAAAUUAUAAAGAGUCAGAUUACCUACUACAGUGUAAUUCUAGUUCCAGGUCCAGUGACUUUUUUCCAAAUAAACUGAAUGCAUCGUUCUCUAAAUCAAAAUUGGUUAAAAGGCCAAGAACUGUUAAAUAUAGAUGUGUUAGAAAACAAAUCAGACAAAUUGAAAAUUUAUUAUUAUUAUCACAAAAUGAUUAUGAACAAUUUAAUGAUGUGUUUAGGUAUCCCAUUGUAAGUUCACAUAUCCUUAAUGAUUAUAGUUCUUAUUUCCAAAACGUACAAAUGAAAAAGUCUAUACCGAAUCUUAAGGAACAUACAAUAAUAAAAACUAAACUAUCAUUAGGUGAUUUUUUUAAUGAAAAAAAUUGUGAAAAAAUAACUAAUAGUCACUUAAAUGGUUUACUUUUAAAAUACUAUAGAAUACUAAUAUUAUUUAAAGAUUGGAAUUUUAGUAUAGAUAUUAAAUUGCAAUAUUUUUUAUUACUAUCAAAAGCAUUUAAUAUAAUUUAUUCUAAGAAGAGACAAAUUUUGAAAACGAUUAAAUGUAAAUUGAUGAUUAUUUUAAAAGAUUUUUUAAAUAAAUUAGAAAAUUGUGAUAUGGUAAUACAUAAAUUUUUAUUAAAUUAUAAAACACUUCAAACUUAUAAUAUUUUUGAUCAAGAGUCAUUUUUGAAACAAAACAGUCAUGAUAAAAACAACUGUGGUGCCAAUAUACAUGAUCACAAUACUAGCAAUAAUAAUAGUUUCUUAUCCAUUUUUAUCAAAAAUUUACUUAAAUCUCACCUAGAUCAGUUCUUUUAUAUAUUUCGAUAUGAGCUUGAAUUGAUAUUACCGCUGACAGAUGAAAAUAGUUUAUCUAAAUAUAUCGAAAUAUAUGGAAUAAAAUUGUCUGAUCUUAAGUAUUACCUUAACACAGACAUUCAACAUUUAAAUGAAAAAGCAUAUCGAGUAACCAUUACACAAAAAUUUUUUCUCUGUUGUCUGUUAUCAAUAUCAUUUCAUGAACGAACAAGCAAAGACAAAAAUAAUAGAAAUACUGAAUUAUAUUAUAUCUUCAAUAUAAAUUUUUUAGAUAAAAACUACUGUUACUCUACCAGUAAUGAUAAGAUUGGUAGUGUACUGAAACAGUAUGAAUCACUUACAGGUAUUUUACAUGGUCUAUCAAUGUCACUAGAAUCAAUAUCUAAUUCACUUAUAAAUUAUAAAAACUUUUUAAAUUUGGAGACUGAGGCUACACUCAACAAUACUUACAUAAAUAACGAAGUUACUGACGAAUUAUUUGAAGUGACAAAGUUGGUAAAUGAACUUGAUUCAAAGUUAACUUUUUUAAAAGAUGAUAUUUUCAAGUAUUGUAAUAACAAUGAUCAAAAUAAAGUAUUAAUGAAUAAAUUACAACAUUUACUCUUUACCAUACAUGAUACUUUAAACUUUGAAAAUUCUAUAUACAAUUAUUCCAGUAAACCAAAUCAACAAGUCAAAAGAAUAGUAUCAGCCCCCAUGAAUAAAAGCAACCGUGGGUUCUCAUUAGAUAUUGUUAAACAUAAUCUGGAUAUAUAUUCCAAUUUAUAUCAAUCUGAUUCUUCAAAAGCAUCCAAAAUAAAUUUAUCUAAUGAAUCAGAAUUUACUCAUAUUCAUACAAAAAGUAUGUCAAAUAACAUAGAAAACGUGAGCGAAAUGACACACACAACUAAAAGUAAUUCAGUUUUUUAUAAUGAUGAAAAUGAGGACACCUGUGUUCCUUCUGAUUUAAGUACACCAAUUCAAUCACCUACCAUAUAUGGUAAGGUAUUAUCAAAAAUAAACAUUACUCAUAAUCAGAACCAUGAUAAUGAUCGAAAGUUGUAUCAUUAUGAAAGUUUACAAAAAUUAAGUGAUGAAGAGCUACGUCAUAAACUUAAUGAAAAAAUUAUCAAUUUUGCUAAUGAGAAUAAGUUGGGCAAAAAUAAGCUAAGAGCACAAAAAUCUUUCGAGCUAUUAAAGAAGCAACAAAAUAAGAAGACACAAACAUUUCCAUCCACAAUUCUGUCAUUUUCAACUUACCCCAAAAACCUUUAUUCGAAAAAAAAUACAAAUGUUGUAAAUCAAGAUAAUACUAAUGUCAAUAAUGGUAGAACAAUAUCGAAUUCCUUCUCUACAGAAGAUACAAUCCCCAUUAUCUACGAAAUAAAAGAAUUAAUAGAAUAUUGA
Molecule: messenger RNA, 2292 nt
Organism: Arxiozyma heterogenica
Lineage: Eukaryota; Fungi; Ascomycota; Saccharomycetes; Saccharomycetales; Saccharomycetaceae
Gene: INP2
Product: Inp2p
Exons: 1
Coding region: 1-2292 (763 amino acids)
Biological process (GO): peroxisome inheritance
Cellular component (GO): peroxisomal membrane
Source: RefSeq, a predicted model, not a curated record